AUGCCUGAGGAAUUCCCACCUCGUCCCCCAGGUGCUGCCUUCGACAAGAUCGAAAACUUCAACUUUCUUCUGUCGCGCACUGAUCCCGCGGCCAAGGCUGCGCGCCACUAUUCUUUUGACGCGGAUACAGGGCUGGUCCCGUUCGCCAACGUGAACAUGGAUUACGAUCAGACCGAAGGCAUGGGUGGCCUCUCGGUCAGCUCCUACGAUAGUAUAGAGGAUGAACGUGGUUCCCUCGAUCUCCGAGGAUAUCCAUAUCAUGGCCCAACCGGCGACAAAUCAAUCAACUACUCUCUUCCCGACCACAUCAUGCCGUACUCGGCACACUCUAUCUACCCUCCGGUCCCCUUUGCGCCCGAUGACCUGGGCCAUGCACCCGGAGCGAUGACCCCCUCGGACGUCUCUUCGUCCAUCUCCCCGCCCAACGGCCAAAUGGGCAACACCAAGUACUCAACCUCCAUCUCGGGAGACCGCAUCGCGGCCGCCCUGAACCAGGAGGAAGGCGUGCGGGUUGCGGCCGAAGAAGAUCGCCGGCGCCGCAACACCGCCGCCUCGGCUCGCUUCCGUCAGAAGAAGAAGCAGCGCGAGCAAGUCCUCGAGCGUACCGUGCGAGAGACGACCGAGAAGAAUGCCUCUCUCGAGGCUCGCGUCGCGCAGCUGGAGAUGGAGAAUCGCUGGCUGAAGAACUUGCUUACUGAGAAGCACGAGGCGACGACCUCGCGGAUGCCCCCUCCACCACAGGAUAGCACACCUCUCGAGUCGAAAGCGAGCAGCACACGCUCCGGUCAAAAACAUAUUCAGCCUAAAAAGAAGGGCGUCGGCACUGAUGAGUAG
Penicillium cataractarum is the source of this 834-nucleotide messenger RNA. Its product is annotated as bZIP transcription factor. Lineage: Eukaryota; Fungi; Ascomycota; Eurotiomycetes; Eurotiales; Aspergillaceae. The record is from RefSeq and is a predicted model, not a curated record. The transcript is spliced from 2 exons. Gene Ontology annotation, cellular component: nucleus. Gene Ontology annotation, molecular function: RNA polymerase II transcription regulatory region sequence-specific DNA binding; DNA-binding transcription activator activity, RNA polymerase II-specific. Gene Ontology annotation, biological process: regulation of transcription by RNA polymerase II. Bases 1 to 834 code for a protein of 277 amino acids.